GAGAUUGACCACUUCCCCUCCCCCACAGUGGGACUUCAGGUGCUUCACCUCCCUCCUGACAGUUCUGCGUGGUCAUGACCUGUCAUCACGCUCCUUCCACAGCCCACCUCAUCCUAUUGGUCCUGCUUAUUGUCACUCCACAGCUAGCUGCCACCGCCCCUACACGGGGUGAGGAAGGGGCGGGAGGGGUACAGGGGCGCACCCGGACAGACUAUAAAGAGGACAGCGUUGGCCCCUUUCUCUCGCCUCUGCACCAGAGACUGCCUGACCAUGACAACACAUCCCCAGACCGGGGUCGGGGUCCGGACAUGGGCCUCCAUAACCAGUUAGAUAAAGUGAGGGACCCUGGGCAAGUGCUCGCUGUUCUACUGGAGUCCCUGGACCACCCGGGGGGUGGCGAAAUCUUUGCGAGCAGAAACAGAGACCAGGAGGAGGAUCAGAGGCAGAAGCUGCUCUCUGCUGAAGGCGUGGAGGGUGCCGAGAUAAGGAGAGCAGAGCAGACAGAGGGAGAUGGGGGGAUGGAGGAGGACAAGGAGGGGCACGAAGCUGAUAAGGCGAUUGAAAAGGCGAUUCUAGGCCGUUUGGCAGCUGUUCAGGGGGAUGAAAUCCAAGAAAGAGAAGAAGAGGAAGAUAAAACAACAAGGUCAGAGGAAGAUCAAAAGCGGUCUGUAAAGGAUGCUGGUCCUGUAAACGAGGAAGGCAGGAAGAAUGAAGAAGAAGAGGAACAGGUGGUAGGAAACGAUCCAGAACAUAUCUUAGACAAAGACAGAACGGGUUCCACCUCACAGGAAGACGAUCCCUCUUUGGAGCGCAAAAUCCGAGGCUACUUCCAAAACAUUGACUUGGGUCUCCAAGACAAUGAGAUCCUGCCUCCUCUGAAGGGCUACAAGGCCUACAACACUCAGCUGGCCCGGGCCGGGAAGAAGCAGCACUGGCAGGACAACAUGUCCCGCAGCAGACCUGUCAAAGGAGGUAACUUCAUGGACGGCUUCGAAGACGAAGGGGAAGAACUGGAGGAGGAGAUUAAGGCCGAAGAGGAGAGCCUUUCAUACAUGGAGGAGGAGGCGAGGGCGCGUGCGGAGAAGCAGGAGGUCCUCCGUCAGCAGGAGGAGGCAGAGCAAGCCAGGGAGGAGGAGCAGAGGCUGGCGGACAUCGCCUCAGACAUGCUGCUGCAGUACAUGGGCAGGAAGCAGCAGUCGUACAUGAAGCCGCGGCAGAAGAGCAGCAACACGGCGGAGGACAAACGAUCGGAGGAGAUCCUCCCUGACGAGGACGACCUGGACCAGCAGAUGAUCGACCGACUGAUUGAGAUCAGCAGCAAGCUGCACCUGCCCGCUGAUGACGUGAUCGAGAUCAUCAGUGACGUGGAGGAGAAGAAGAAGAAAAGGAAAGAGCUGCAGCAGCAGCCGAUCAGCAGUAAUCCGAUCACGCCACGCUUCAGACCUCUGGUACCUCCUCCUCUGACUGCCCCACCUAUCUACCACUACACAGCCUCCAAAAACCCCAAGAAAGCUCCUUACAAGAGCAACAAAUCCAACAAGAAAUGGCACAAAGAUAAAGUCAAGUCAUACAAGCAGGACUACUGGUAUAAGCCUCAGAAGCAGCUUGACUACUGGUAUAAACCCCAGAAGCAGUUUUUAGCCUUUCCCUCCUACCCAUAUUACCAGAAGCCAUAUCGAGCCUACUACCCUGUUUACUUCCCAUAUCCUAAGCCACAGUAUUAUGGCAAGCCUCCCCCCUCCAAAGACCAGCCCUUCGGCCCCCAGGAACUUGAUUUCCAGGCCCCAAGGCGCAGGCACAAGGGUGGGGGAAAGAACCGUGGACAAGGAUGGAGGCAGCAGCCACCUUCUCGCCUGCCUCUCACUCCUUACAUCUCUAACUAUAUCCUUCCUCACCCACGGACCUACCAGCCUCUGCCACCUCCCAAACCAGUAAUCACACCCAGGAGGGGCAGGCGACCCCCGUACUACUACCCACAAACCACGCCGGGAGACGACUAUGAAGAAGAUGGACUGGUGCCUCAGCUGGACAGUGAGGAGGAGCUGGAGAACUUUAUCGAGAGGAUCUACAUGAAGCGCAGAAUGUACUGA
Molecule: messenger RNA, 2090 nt
Organism: Nematolebias whitei (Rio pearlfish)
Lineage: Eukaryota; Metazoa; Chordata; Actinopteri; Cyprinodontiformes; Rivulidae
Product: ABC transporter F family member 4
Exons: 2
Coding region: 75-2090 (671 amino acids)
Molecular function (GO): neuropeptide hormone activity
Source: RefSeq, a predicted model, not a curated record